AUGUCUUCAGCACUCCGUAUUGGUUCUUCGGCCUUGCGGUCUUCCAUCACUGCUCAAACUUUCGCUAAAACCACAGCCUUCACUGGCCUGCGGUUCUACUCUGCCUCGAAAUCCCAGACUCUGAAGGAACGGUUCGCCGAGCAAUUGCCAGAGAAGAUCGAGCAGAUCAAGAAGCUCCGAAAGGACUACGGAUCCAAGGUGGUUGGCGAGGUCACCCUCGACCAGGUUUACGGUGGUGCUCGUGGAAUCAAGUCGCUGGUCUGGGAAGGUUCCGUUCUCGAUUCCGAGGAGGGCAUCCGAUUCCGAGGAAAGACGAUUCCAGAAUGCCAGGAGCUUCUCCCCAAGGCCCCAGGUGGAAAGGAGCCUCUGCCAGAAGGUCUUUUCUGGCUUCUCCUGACUGGCGAGGUCCCAUCUGAGCAACAAGUUCGCGACCUCUCGGCCGAUUGGGCCGCCCGCGCCGAAAUUCCCAAGUUCGUCGAGGAGCUCAUCGAUCGAUGCCCCAAUGACCUCCACCCAAUGGCACAAUUCUCCAUUGCUGUCAACGCUCUCGAGCACGAGUCUGCAUUCGCCAAGGCCUACGCAAAGGGCAUGAAGAAGAGCGAGUACUGGGGACACACUUUCGAGGAUUCCAUGGACUUGAUUGCCAAGCUCCCAACUAUCGCUGCCAGAAUCUACCAAAAUGUCUUCAAGGGAGGAAAGGUCGCACCAGUCCAGAAGGACAAGGAUUACUCUUUCAACUUCGCCAACCAGCUCGGCUUCGCAGACAACCACGACUUUGUUGAACUGAUGAGACUGUACCUCACCAUCCACACUGACCACGAGGGUGGUAACGUCAGUGCUCACACCACCCACUUGGUUGGCAGUGCUCUCAGCUCCCCCAUGCUGUCUCUUGCCGCUGGUCUGAACGGUCUUGCUGGUCCUCUCCACGGUCUCGCCAACCAGGAGGUCUUGAACUGGCUCACCAAGAUGAAGGCUGCUAUCGGUGACGACCUCAGCGAUAAGGCUAUCACCGACUACCUCUGGUCUACCCUUAAAGCUGGCCAGGUUGUUCCAGGCUAUGGACACGCUGUUCUCCGCAAGACUGAUCCCCGCUACAUGGCUCAACGCACAUUUGCCGAGUCCCACCUUCCAAAUGACCCUAUGUACAAGCUCGUGUCUCAAGUCUACAAGAUCGCCCCAGGUGUCUUGACUGAGCACGGAAAGACCAAGAACCCAUUCCCCAACGUCGAUGCCCACUCUGGUGUCCUGCUUCAAUACUACGGUCUGACCGAGGCCAACUACUACACUGUCCUCUUCGGUGUCUCCAGAGCCAUUGGUGUCCUUCCUCAACUCAUCAUCGACCGCGCAGUUGGUGCUCCUAUUGAGCGGCCCAAGUCCUUUUCCACCGAGAAGUGGGCUGAGAUCGUUGGAGCCAAGUUGUAA
Messenger RNA from Drepanopeziza brunnea f. sp. 'multigermtubi' MB_m1, 1422 nucleotides. RefSeq lists its product as uncharacterized. Gene Ontology annotation, biological process: citrate metabolic process; carbohydrate metabolic process; tricarboxylic acid cycle. Gene Ontology annotation, cellular component: mitochondrial matrix. NCBI's taxonomy places the organism in Eukaryota, Fungi, Ascomycota, Leotiomycetes, Helotiales, Drepanopezizaceae. The record is from RefSeq and is a predicted model, not a curated record.